Molecule: messenger RNA, 471 nt
Organism: Salvia miltiorrhiza (redroot sage)
Lineage: Eukaryota; Viridiplantae; Streptophyta; Magnoliopsida; Lamiales; Lamiaceae
Exons: 1
Coding region: 1-471 (156 amino acids)
Source: RefSeq, a predicted model, not a curated record
AUGUCGGAAACUACGGUGAGCAUGAAGCUGUUGGUGGACACGCAAGCCAAGCGAGUCCUGUUCGCGGAGGCCGGCAAGGACUGCGUCGACUUCCUCUUCCACAUACUGUCUCUGCCCGUGGCCACCGUGACUGGGCUGCUCAGGGAGGAAUCAAUGGCGGGAUCUUGGCCCAACCUCUACCAAAGCUUAAUGGAUCUCAACGACGGCUACAUACAGCCUAAUCAGAGCAGGGACGCCAUUCUGACACCGGCGGCGCCGGUCUCCGGUUCCCCGGUGCCGCUUCUGGCGCUUAACGAUGCGCAGAUUCAAAAGGAAUUCUACGAUUGCGGCGUGUGUAAUGACGGUUACGUUGCUGACGACCCAAACGCUGUUUGUCCUAAAUGCGGCGCGCUAAUGGCCGCGGUUAUGGACUAUGUGGCUCCUCCCGCGGCGGCGGAAGGCGGCGGUUUGGUGAAGGGGGUGGUGACGUGA